Molecule: messenger RNA, 786 nt
Organism: Ricinus communis (castor bean)
Lineage: Eukaryota; Viridiplantae; Streptophyta; Magnoliopsida; Malpighiales; Euphorbiaceae
Exons: 2
Coding region: 84-527 (147 amino acids)
Source: RefSeq, a predicted model, not a curated record
CACACAUCAUCACUAUAAUCCCAUCCCCAAAGCUCAAAAAACUGCUCUGUACGCACUUUGAAACCUGGAAGAAAGCAAAAGCCAUGGAGUCACAGUCACCGACAAGAAAUGUUAUGAUGGGUUUUUUGAUUAUAAUACUGACGGUGUCAACUGUGAAAGCUUGGACUGGUGAAAUCCAUGGAAGAGUUGUUUGUGAUGUGUGUGGCGAUUCAUCUAUUGGCCCUGAAGAUCAUGUCUUAGAAGGUGCCGAAGUAGCUGUUCUUUGCAUAACAAAAGCUGGGGAAGUUCUAAAUUACCAAGCAUUUACAAAUGCGAAGGGGAUAUACACUGUGGCAGAGACCAUGCCUGAGAGUGACCGUUGGGAUGCAUGCUUGGCACGGCCUAUUAGUAGUUUCCAUGAGCACUGCACCCAUCUGGGGAAUGGAAGCACAGGAGUGAAGUUUACUUAUAACCGUCCAUCAGGUUAUUCUCACGCUGUCAAACCAUUUGUCUACCGCCCUGCAGAAGUACCUACAUACUGCAUUUAGAUGCUACACAAGAUAUCAUGUAAAUUUGAUUUAAAAGUUAUGCAUAUUCUAUCUGGAAGAAAUUAGGGAAUAGUAAGUUCAUGUUUUACAUAAACAUGUGCAUUUUGAUGGCCAUGUGCUUGUAUGUGGUCGAUAAAUACAUAAUUGCCAGAAAAAUUAUCCGGUUUGUUUAACCUAUGCUUACAUUCAGAAAGCUUAGUGAAGCCAAACUCUUGGCUUCAUUCUGUGUUAUUUAAGCAUGUAUUCCCCAUUCUGCAUA